UUUCUGUCUCUCGACCCCCGUGACGUCACCAGCUGCUCGCUACUCCCUCUCGGUGUCUCGCGCUCCCUGUCUGUCUGUCUCGUGCGCAGAAACCAGCCGGAGGAUCAAAGAGCUGAACUCACCUGUCCGCGCGCUCACCUGUCCGCGCGCCGCAGUCCCUGAGCGCGUGUCGGAGCCGCAGGAAGUCCCGGAGAGCCGCGGAGGAGGAGAAGGAGGAGGAAGAGGAGUUGUCAGGACUUUUCCCAGAACAUGGAGCGGGCUGGAAGUUUGCUGCUGCCCGCCGCCCUCCUGCUGCUCGCGCUGGGGGUUCGGGGAGUCCGGGCGGACACCUUCAAAGCCUGCCUGGCCGGCCCGUCUCCAGAAUGUUCUCUGGUCCAGUCCAAAGACGACGACUUCGACUGGGAGCAGGGGGACAGCAGAACCCGACCCAACAGCAGCCCGUGGAUCCCUGCUGGUUCUUCCUUCCUGUUUGUGAACACGUCGGGCCGUUACAUCGGUCAGCGUGCUCAGCUGCUGCUGCCACCGCUCAGAGAGAACGACACUCACUGCCUGAGCUUCCAGUUCUACCAGGCAGGAGGCCGAGAGGGCGCCGCACCCGCAACCCUCAAUGUCUACAUUAAAGAGAACAACAGCCCUCUGGGAAUUCCGGUCAUCAACUCAUCUGGCCCCGCCUACCAUAUCUGGAAAGGGGUGGAGCUUGCUGUAUCCACCUUCUGGCCAAAUCACUACCAGGUGGUGUUUGAGGCGGUCAGCACCGGUCAGAGAGGAGUCCUGGCCAUCAAAGACAUCACUCUGCAGGGACAUCAGUGCAUGAGCACGCCACACCCGCUGCACAUUAAAGGCGUGGAGGUGAACGCCGGCCAGACGGCCACGUUCCAGUGCACGGUGAACGGGCAGCCACAGAGUCACCUGUUCCUCUACCUGCAGGGCAUGGGAGGUCGCCAGGCUAUCGCCAAGGAAACCAAACCGGUGAACCCUCGCCGGUACGUGGCGAGCUUCGAUGUCAAGAACACCACCAAAAGCGACUCUGGACGCUACCGCUGCAUUACCCAAUCAGAGCAAGGCGUGGGCGUGUCCUCCUAUGCUGAACUCACAGUUAAACAACCCCCGGUACCCAUUGCCCCACCUCAGCUCACUGCGGUUGGUGCCACCUACCUGUGGAUCCAGCUCAACGCCAACUCCAUCAAUGGAGAUGGACCCAUCAUCGAGAGAGAGGUGGAGUACCGUACGAUGAAGGGCAUGUUGAUCGACACCACACCUGUCGAUAAGACCACCCAUAAGAUCGGACACCUGGACCCAGACACGGAGUACGAGAUCAGCGUUCUGCUGACCAGGCCCCUGGAAGGAGGGACAGGAAGCCCCGGGCCGCCGCUCAGAGCCAGGACCAAGUGUGCAGAUCCGAUGCACGGCCCACGCCGGCUCCAGGUCAGCGACGUUCAGUCCAAACAGGUGACGGUCCGAUGGGAACCGUUCGGAUACAACGUGACCCGCUGCCACAGCUACAACCUGACCGUGCAGUACCGCUACAGGCCUGCAGGGGCGUCCAGCAGGGAGCCGGUGAAGGAGCAGGUCAGAGAGGAGGAGGUUUACGACACGCUGAGCUCCCUGCCGCAGCACACCAUCCGCAGCCUCACCCCGUACACCAACGUCAGCCUGAAGCUGGUUCUGAGCAACCCGGAGGGACGCAAGGAGAGCGCGGAGCUGCUGGUUCUGACUGACGAGGACGUUCCCGGAGCCGUGCCGGAGGACUCCAUCCUGGGUCGUACCUACGAGCAGCAGAUCAGUCUGAGCUGGAGAGAGCCGCUGAACACCUACGGCCUCAUCCGGCAGUACGAGAUCUCCUACAAAGCUCUCAGCUCCUUCGACACAGAGUUUGACCUGUCCAAUCAGAGCGGGAAGGUGUUCAAACCGGCCAAUGAGACAAGCCACGUGUUCUCUGGCCUCUCCCCAGGCUCCACCUACUCCUUCACAAUAAGAGCCUCCACCGUUAAAGGCUUCGGGCCCCCGGCCAUCACACAGUUCACCACCAAAAUCUCAGCUCCUCUCAUGCCGGCCUACGAUCAGGAGUCUCCUCUGAACCAGACCGACUCCUCCGUCACGGUCCUGCUGAAGCCCGCUCACAGCCGCGGUGCCCCCGUCAGUAAGUACCAGGUGGUGGUGGAGGAAGAGCGCCCCCGCAGGCUGAGGAGAGGCACGGCAGAGAUCCUUCGCUGCUACCCGGUUCCCAUCCACUUCCAGAACGCCACUCAGCUGAACUCCCAGUACUACUUCAGCGCCGAGCUGCCCAUGACUGACCUGAGGAGUCCCGUGCCCUUCGUUGUUGGUGAUAACCGGACCUACAACGGUUACUGGAACGCUCCUCUGCUGCCUCAUAAGAGCUAUGGCAUCUACUACCAGGCUGUGAGCUCGGCCAACGGGGAGACAAAGAUCGACUGUGUGAGAGUCGCCACUAAAGCCGCCAUUAUCGUCACCCAGCUCACCACGCCGUACGUCGGCGUCGCCCCGCCGGCCGGCGACAAGCAGCUGACAGGAGCUGCUACCAGGAAACCAGAACCAGAGCAGGAGAAACAAACGGACCACACAGUGAAGAUCGCUGGAUCAAUCGCUGGCAUCCUGCUCUUCAUCAUCAUCUUCCUCGGAGUCAUCCUGCUGAUGAAGAAAAGACGAAGAAAUUAUCACUCCUACACUUACUACCUGAAGCUGGCCAAGAAGAGGAAGGAAACGCUGAGCUCCAGACAGGAAAUGACUCUGAUGGUGAACACCUCGCAGCAUACCAGUGUGGUGGACGCUCACACUCUGAACGGCCGCACCAUGUCGUCUCCGUCCUCCUUCACCCUGAAGACAAACACCAUCAGUACCUCCGUCCCCAACUCCUACUACCCAGAUCCAUUCGUACCGACAGCUAUCCUGGUGCCCAUUAAUGACGACAGCAGCCACACCAUGACCAGUGAAACCAGCAGCCUGGUCCAGUCCCACUACAAGCAGCGGGAGGCGGAGCGCGAGGCGCUGCCCUACCAGACGGGCCAGCUGCAUCCCGCCAUCCGAGUGGCCGACCUGCUGCAGCACAUCACCCAGAUGAAAUGUGCCGAGGGCUACGGGUUCAAGGAGGAGUACGAGCUUAACGAGAGCUUCUUUGAGGGACAGUCCGCUCCAUGGGACUCAGCCAAGAAGGACGAGAACCGCAUGAAGAACCGCUACGGCAACAUCAUCGCCUACGAUCACUCUCGUGUGCGUCUGCAGCCUCAGGAUGGAGACGGCGGCUCAGACUACAUUAAUGCAAACUACGUGGAUGGGUACCACAGACCCAAUCACUACAUCGCUACACAAGGGCCCAUGCAGGAGACGGUCUAUGACUUCUGGAGGAUGGUGUGGCAGGAGAACACGGCAGCCAUUGUGAUGGUAACCAACCUGGUGGAGGUGGGCCGGGUGAAGUGCUGUAAGUACUGGCCUGAUGACACGGAGAUCUACGGGGACAUGAAAGUGACGCUGAUCGAGACGCAGCUGCUGUCUGAGUACGUGAUCCGGACCUUCGCCGUGGAGAAGAGGGGCGUGGCCGAGAUUAGGGAGAUCCGUCAGUUUCAUUUCACCGGCUGGCCCGAUCACGGCGUCCCCCUGCACGCCACCGGACUUCUGGGCUUCAUCCGCUGCGUCAAGGCCAAGACUCCGCCCACCGCCGGCCCCACGGUGGUCCACUGCAGUGCUGGGGCGGGACGAACAGGUUGUUUCAUCGUCAUCGACAUCAUGCUGGACAUGGCUGAGAGAGAGGGCGUCGUCGACAUCUACAACUGUGUCAGAGAGCUGAGAGCAAGACGGGUCAACAUGGUCCAAACCGAGGAGCAGUACGUCUUCAUACACGACGCCAUCUUGGAGGCGUGUCUCUGCGGCAACACCGCCAUCCCAGCCAAUCAGCUGCGCUCAGUCUACUACGACAUGAACCGAUUGGAUCCCCAGACCAACUCCUGUCAGAUCAAGGAGGAGUUCAGGACCCUCAACAUGGUGACGCCCACUCUGCGCGUGGAGGACUGCAGCAUCGCCCUGCUGCCCAGGAACCACGAGAAGAACCGCUGCAUGGACGUGCUGCCCCCGGACCGCUGCCUGCCGUUCCUCAUCACCAUAGACGGAGAAAGCUCCAACUAUAUCAACGCUGCGCUCAUGGACAGCUACAAGCAGCCGUCGGCCUUCAUCGUUACCCAGCAUCCUUUGCCCAACACGGUGAAGGACUUCUGGCGUCUGGUUCUGGACUACCACUGCACGUCCAUCGUCAUGCUGAACGACGUGGACCCUGCGCAGCUGUGUCCUCAGUACUGGCCGGAGAACGGUCUCCACCGCCUCGGCUCCCUGCAGGUGGAGUUUGUUUCUGCAGAUCUGGAGGAGGACAUCAUCAGCCGCAUCUUCAGGAUCUACAACACAGCCAGGCCGCAGGACGGCUACCGCAUGGUGCAGCAGUUCCAGUUCCUGGGCUGGCCCAUGUACCGCGACACGCCCGUCUCCAAGCGCUCCUUCCUCAAGCUCGUCCACCAGGUGGACAAAUGGCAGGAGGAGUACGACGGCGGCGAGGGACGCACGGUGGUCCACUGCCUGAACGGCGGCGGUCGCAGCGGCGUCUUCUGCAGCGUCAGCAUCGUGUGUGAGAUGCUGCGACAGCAGCGCUGCGUUGACGUCUUCCACGCCGUCAAGACGCUGAGAAACAACAAGCCCAACAUGGUGGACCUGCUGGAACAGUAUAAAUUCUGCUAUGAAGUGUCUCUGGAGUACCUGAGCUCGGCUUAGCUCGGACCAGAACCUGCUGCUGCGCUCCAGCGGGGGGGCACUACUGACUGGAGGUGGACAGGAGGACGUUUGCACUGCCUUGUUUGACUGGACCGUCUGACGUGGACACACCCACAGCGUCCCUCACCUUGUCUCACUUUGUUGUCGUUUUUAUCGUGUUGUAAAUUUGAUGAGUUGAAGCAAAGAAGACGACGUCAGGCUGAAUUGUCUCAUCUGGGUCCGUGUGCCACUAAAGUCCCUGGAGAUCCUGCUGGAGGAGAAGGUGGUCUGCCGCCGGCCCCGGCACCGCCUCACCACCGGAUCUUAGCGCUAACGGGUCUCGUUAACGGCAGCAGGCUGAGGGGAAGCCUGCGGUUCUGUGGAUGAACCCACAAACAUCACGGAGAACUCUGAGGCUCCACAGAUAAAUCAGUCAGCAGAUUUCUCAGCCAAGUCAUUCAUUUUGGGAAAAUCUGGUUGUUGUGUCAUUUGUAAAGAUCUUUUCUACGUUUUGGUGUCAUAAAUGUCAACAAUAUUAAUUCCCUGUUGAACUGGAAGUCACUCUCUCAGUAUAUUCUAUGUAUUCUAUGCCUGCGCUUUAAAACCGGUUCUUCAGUCAAGUUUGGACUCAAAGCGAACUGAGAAAUUCUGCAGCUGAACCAAAAGACUGAACCUCAUCUACUGUCUGAUCAGUUCUGUCCUAAUGCGGGUUUUAGGAUUACUAAUUUACUGCAGACAUGAUGAAUUUAUUAGGAGUUUCAAAUCAUUUGCCAGCAGUUUUUUUGAUGUUUUUAUUUUUAUUUUUGAACAUGGAAGAUCCAAAACAGUCCAAAGAUGUCAGUCUCUCAGAAUACAGACAUGCAUGUUGUAAAUUAUUGUGAUGACAGAUUCCCUUCAGAAGCCCAGCUGUUUGAGACAACGAUCUGUUUUACGUUCAGUGUUAUAUUAAAUUUAUCUGACCAUACACAGUUUGUCAUAUUAGAAGUUUCCAUUGAGAGCAGAUCAAGCUGAUGAACUCUACUGCUGGAUCGCUGCUGGAAACAGCUGUGGGCCGAGCCAUGAGCCAAGUGGGACACCAUUUGUUAACAAAUAAAUAUCAUUGCCAUUAAGCCACAGAUUCAGAAACAGAAUCAGGAAAACUAGAGAAACAAGAAUGAAGAAAAUGAUGCAUUGGAUGUCAUGAAUCUGAUGAAUUUACAGCGGCUGAAGUUCAAAAGUUGAUACCCAAACGUCACGUGUCCAGCUCAACUUUACGUAUCAAUUCAGUCUUCUGUUUCUUUCCAGUUAUGAUGCCAAUAUUUAUGGUUUCUGGAGCUCAGAAUGAUGUACAAAACCUCGCUGUUAACAUGGAAACCAUAGCAUCUUCUGCUGUGUUGUGGUCAAACCUCGUUUAUACCGUAUAUGAUUCUGGUUUAACCGUGGUUAGAAGUGAUUUAUUUGGUAAAGUGCCAGUCAGCUCAGUCUCUAAACCAGUUUAACCCUGAUCACAUAAAUCUCUAAACCAGUUUAACCCUGAUCACAUAAAUCUCUAAACCAGUUUAACCCUGAUCACAUCAUUCUCUAAACCAGUUUAACCCUGAUCACAUAAAUCUCUAAACCAGUUUAACCCUGAUCACAUAAAUCUCUAAACCAGUUUAACCCUGAUCACAUCAUUCUCUAAACCAGUUUAACCCUGAUCACAUCAUUCUAUAAACCAGUUUAACCCUGAUCACAUAAUUUCCUAAACCAGUUUAAACCUGGUGACAUCAGCCUCUAAACCAGUUUAACCCUGGUGACAUUAUUCUAUAAAUCAGUUUAACCCUGGUGACAUCAGGGUCUAAACCAGUUUAAACCUGGUCACAUCUGGCUUUAACCCAGUUUAAUCCUGGUCACAUCAUUCUCUAAACCAGUUUAAUCUUGAUCACAUCACGGUUUAAACCAGUUUAACCCUGGUGACAUCAUUAUAUAAACCAGUUUAAACCUGGUGACAUCAGCCUUUAAACCAGUUGAACCUUGAUCACAUCAGGGUUUAAACCAGUUUAACCCUAAUCACAUCCAACUCCAAACCAGUAUAACCCUGGUCACAUUAGGCUUCAAUCCAGUUUAAACCUGAUAACAUCAUUCUCUAAACCAGUUUAACCCUGAUCACAUCAUUCUCUAAACCAGUUUAACCCUGAUCACAUAAAUCUCUAAACCAGUUUAACCCUGAUCACAUCAUUCUCUAAACCAGUUUAACCCUGAUCACAUCAUUCUAUAAACCAGUUUAACCCUGAUCACAUCAUUUCCUAAACCAGUUUAACCCUGAUCAUAUCAUUCUCUAAACCAGUUUAACCCUGAUCACAUCAUUCUCUAAACCAGUUUAACCCUGAUCACAUAAAUCUCUAAACCAGUUUAACCCUGAUCACAUCAUUCUCUAAACCAGUUUAACCCUGAUCACAUCAUUCUAUAAACCAGUUUAACCCUGAUCACAUCAUUUCCUAAACCAGUUUAACCCUGAUCACAUCAUUAUCUAAACCAGUUUAACCCUGAUCACAUCAUUCUCUAAACCAGUUUAACCCUGUUCACAUCAUUUCCUAAACCAGUUUAACCCUGAUCACAUCAUUCUCUAAACCAGUUUAACCCUGAUCACAUCAUUCUAUAAACCAGUUUAAUCCUGAUCACAUAAUUUCCUAAACCAGUUUAAACCUGGUGACAUUAUUCUAUAAAUCAGUUUAACCCUGGUGACAUCAGGGUCUAAACCAGUUUAAACCUGGUCACAUCUGGCUUUAACCCAGUUUAAUCCUGGUCACAUCAUUCUCUAAACCAGUUUAACCUUGAUCACAUCACGGUUUAAACCAGUUUAACCCUGGUGACAUCAUUCUAUAAACCAGUUUAAACCUGGUGACAUCAGCCUUUAAACCAGUUGAACCUUGAUCACAGCAGGGUUUAAACCAGUUUAACCCUAAUCACAUCCAACUCGAAACCAGUAUAACCCUGGUCACAUUAGGCUUCAAUCCAGUUUAAACCUGAUAACAUCAUUCUCUAAACCAGUUUAACCCUGGUGACAUCAGCCUCUAAACCAGUUUAACACUGGUCACAUCAGGCUCUAAAAGAGUUUAAACCUGGUGACUCCAGCCUCUAGAACAGUUUAACCUUGAUCACAUCAGGGUUUAAUCCAGUUUAAACCUUGUCAGGUCCACCUGUAAACCAGUUUAACACUGAUCACAUCACGGUUUAAACCAGUUUAAGCCUGGUCACAUCAUUCUCUAAACCAGUUUAACCCUGAUCACAUAAUUUCCUAAACCAGUUUAAACCUGGUGACAUCAAGCUUUAAUCCAGUUUAACCCUGAUCACAUCAUUCUCUAAACCAGUUUAACCCUGGUGACAUCAGCCUCUAAACCAGUUUGAACCUGGUCACAUCUGACUUUAAACCAGUUUAAUCCUGAUAACAUCAUUCUCUAAACCAGUUUAACACUGGUCACAUCAGGCUCUAAACAAGUUUAAACCUGGUGACACCAGCCUCUAGACCAGUGUAACCUUGAUCACAUCAGGGUUUAAUCCAGUUUAAACCUUGUCACGUCCACCUGUAAACCAGUUUAACCCUGAUCACAUCACGGUUUAAACCAGUUUAAGCCUGGUCACACCCUGAUCACAUAAUUCUCUAAACCAGUUUACACACUGGUUUAGAGCCUACACAGCAUCACAUCAGGCUUUAAUCUAGUUUUGAAUCUAGUGACAUAAACCUCUAAAGCAGUUUAAAUAUGAUCACAUCAGGGUUAAACCAGUUUAGACACUGGUUUAGAGCCUACACAGCAUCACACAGACUGGGAAAGUGUGAUGUAGGUGGGUGAGCCUGUUGAGGAGUUUGGGCUCAUGCACCAUUUAACCUUCCAGGUGUCCAGACAACAGGCCCCACCUGUUAAAGAGGAACGUGAGGCACAUAAGGCUCUCUGGAGAAUGGGUUCACGUUUACACCAUGUUUUAGUUUUGUCUUCAAUGAGAAACACCGGGGCUCUAUGUUCACAUCCAUCUUCUGGUGUUUCUUCACUGCUGCUCGUUUGAAACUAACUGGACGGGACCUAUCGGGGCCCCUGGGCCUCGGUCAGGUUCUGGUGUUUGUGUUUACUUGCUGGGGGGUUCAGACUGCGAUGGAGGGAAGUGUUAAUACUGUACAUAAAGCCGGAGGAGACGGGAAGAAUAUUUAUUCCUUCAGUUGUUUCAGUCUUGUCGUCGUUCUAGUGAAGCACACAGAGGCAGACAAUCAUGACAGAUUUUAUUGUUCCACCAUCAGAACCACCUUGAAACCAGAAACCGUGUACCCUGGCUGUCAUGUCUGAUGGUUCUGGGCUGCUUUGACUAUAACUUUGUUGUUGUGGUUGUGACUGAACCCUGUUACUGUACGGCUCUGGUGCUGAGGAGAACAUUGUUGUAAUGAAAGCUUUUAUUUAAGUUGUAUGAUUCAAAAAGUACUACAAAUAAAACUCUAUACGCACAGACUGGAA
Fundulus heteroclitus (mummichog) is the source of this 9209-nucleotide messenger RNA. RefSeq names its product receptor-type tyrosine-protein phosphatase mu. Lineage: Eukaryota; Metazoa; Chordata; Actinopteri; Cyprinodontiformes; Fundulidae. The transcript is spliced from 40 exons. Gene Ontology annotation, cellular component: membrane. Bases 250 to 4770 code for a protein of 1506 amino acids. Gene Ontology annotation, biological process: protein dephosphorylation. The record is from RefSeq and is a predicted model, not a curated record. Gene Ontology annotation, molecular function: protein tyrosine phosphatase activity; protein binding.